CCUCGUCUCUCCCCCAUUCCGGUCUUUUCGGAUCCUUUCCUUGUCCCCUCCUCCUCCUCUGCUGCGGCGUACCCUCCAUCGACCGCGUCUCCCUCCCUUUUCGCCCGAUCCCCGCCUCUCCUAAUCUCCCAAUCGGCCACUCGUUUGCUCGUCAAUCCACCCGAUUCACUUCCAGGGUCCAAUCCUACGCAGCAUCAAAGGGAGGAGAGGGAAACCAAGGGUAGCUUGAUACCAACUCGGCCAGUAGAUCCCUCCGUCUCGGUCCGACCGGUGCUUCUUCUCAACAGUUGUCCGGUUCUUGGUAUCCGAACCGUUGGCGCAUUCCAGGCUGUUCGUCAGGGUCCAGCAGCAACCAGCAGAUCGAUCCCCUUGCCGCCUUCCCCCCAGACCACCACCACCACCACCAUCACCUCCCGAUCGGCUUCCUACACGCGCUGAAUGAGUAUCUUGCUGGCCGCCUCUUCCAAUGCACAGACGCUCGUCUGGCUCGCCGGCCGAGGAUGAUGCUGAAGAAUCCGUACUCACCGUCUCUCGCCCUCCGACGGAGCCGAGUUCUGGUCCCAUCAUUCUCGACCCGCCGGAAAAAUCGCGUCCGCAGGCUGCCAGAACCGGCACCAGCUUCGAUCUGCGCCGCGAUGCCUCGACUCCUCGCUCCCGCAACUCCAGCCUCUGGCGCACCUCCUCCGCCUCCAAUGACUCCCGCUCGUCUUCCGUCAUGAUGCCGUUGGCCUCCCAGCGAUUGCCCAUGGAGGCUUCCCCGGAUGCUCACCUCCGCUUUCGACCCUCGCGCCUCCGCAGUCCCUGGCCGGUCUCGAUCCUGACGGCACUCACCACCCUCGUCGCCUCCAUCUUCAUCUUCUUCAUCAUCCGAUCCUUCUCCGAACGACAAAUUGGUGGCGAUGGCUGUGGGAUUCCCGUCAUGAGUCCCACGUUCAUUCGCAUGGUUGGAUUUGAUACGGAACAUACCCGCUUUGCGAGCAAAUAUAACCUUUUUCUCUAUCGGGAGGAGGGGGUGGAUUGGUACCACCAGGAGAAUUUGGGCUUAAACGGUGUCCCCGUCCUCUUUCUCCCCGGAAACGCCGGCAGCUAUCGCCAAGUCCGAUCCCUGGCUGCCGAAGCCUCGAGACAUUAUGCCGAUGUGGUCCGACACGACGAGGAGCGCCUCAAGACCGGCACCCGGAACCUGGAUUUUUUCAUGAUCGACUUCAACGAGGAUCUGGCGGCCUUUCAUGGCCAGACACUUCUCGAUCAAGCCGAAUACGUCAACGAAGCCGUGGCAUACAUUCUGUCGCUAUACCAUGAUCCGCGGCGGUCGCGGAGGGAUCCUGGGCUGCCAGAUCCUAGCUCCGUGAUUCUGGUUGGGCAUUCGAUGGGAGGCAUUGUCGCCCGGACGGCGUUGACCAUGACGAACUACCAGGCGAAUUCAGUCAACACCAUCGUCACCAUGUCGGCACCUCAUGCCAAGCCCCCGGUCUCGUUCGAAUCGGAUAUUGUCCAUACCUACAAGCAGAUCAACGAUUACUGGCGCGAGGCCUACUCCCAGACGUGGGCCAACAACAACCCCCUGUGGCACUUGACGCUGAUCUCCAUUGCGGGUGGUUCGCGUGACACGGUGGUCCCCUCCGACUACGCCAGUAUCUCAUCGCUGGUCCCGGAGACGCACGGCUUCACGGUGUUCACCUCUACAAUCCCUGAUGUCUGGAUCGGCAUGGACCAUCUGUCCAUUACCUGGUGUGAUCAAUUCCGCAAAGCCAUCAUCAAGUCUUUGUUCGAUGUUGUGGAUGUCCGCCGAGCCAGUCAAACAAAGCCACGAGCUGAGCGCAUGCGGAUCUUCAAGAAGUGGUAUUUGACCGGUCUGGAGCCAGUCGCCGAGCGAACCCUCGCCCAGAAAGAGCCAACCACUUUAUUGACGCUGGAAGACAAUACCAACACCAUCUUACCGCAGGGCCAACGACUGAUUCUUCGCGAACUCGGCCAUACCCCGAAUACCAAUGUGCACCUGCUGCCAGUCCCGCCGCAGGGGGUGUCAGGAAAGAAGUUCACUCUUCUUACGGACCAGAAAUUCGACGAAACUGGCGAGCAGGGUACACUAGAGGUGCUCUUCUGCAGUGUCUUCCCCUUGCACAAUGGUAAAUUCGCCAGCAUCUUUUCGAUGAAUAUGGACUUUUCCGGGGGGAACGCGGGUUCCACGCGGCUUGCUUGUAAGAACGCCGCGGAGGAUGGCAUCCACCUGCCCGCCUCGACGCGGACCUCUAAGCAGGCGUACGACCGGACGUCGCCGUUUUCAUAUCUCCAGUACGAUCUGGAGGAUCUGGUGGAGCACCAGUUUGUGGCGGUUGUUGACAAGGCGCGUACACCCACACGCGGAUGGGUGGUGGCGGAAUUCUCAGACAGCUCCGACUCGGUCAUCCGGGCUCGAGUGGGCCUGGGAGGCUUGCUCAGUGCUGGCCUGAAGAUGCGACUGCCGGCGAAUCGUCCCAUGCUCACCGAGGUGAAGAUUCCGGCGCUGCAUUCGAGUCUGCUGAACUACAAGCUCAAGAUCGUCCGACGGGGCUACGGCGAGGAACCCGAGCUGUUUGCACCGCUGCUGCGCCAGUCGAUGCCCGAUCCCCACGAGUCCAAGUUCUUUGUCAACGCGAGGCAGGUCAAUGUGAACUUGCACGGUGUAGCCCCAUUCAUGCCUCCCCCACUUCGCGAGCAAGCCGCCUUGGGUGGCGUGUCCUUUCAGCUGUGGACGGACCCGAGCAGCGAGUCCACACUCGACAUCUCCCUGUCGGUGGACAUCCUGGGCAGUCUGGGUGAGCUCGUGAUGCGGUACCGCACCGUCUUUGCGGCAUUUCCGGUCCUGGUGAUUGCUCUGGUUCUGCGGAAGCAAUUUCAAGUCUAUGACGAAACGGGAUACUUCAUCACCUUUGCAGAAGGGUUGGAUAGCACGUUGCGGUCAUCUUUGCCCCUCCUGCUGCUUGCUAUGUCCUUGCUGGCUUCGUCCCUAGCUACGUCGACCACACUGCCACCAAGUGAUGAUCCGUUCCAUUGGCGAAGCAACUCCACCGAGUCACCUGUCGAUUUCACGAAGAACGAUCUCCUGCUAGGCUCGCAAGAUGCGUUCUUCUGGUUUCUGGUUCCUGUCUUCGGUCUGAUCAGCGUGGGGGUGUGCGUUAUGAUGAACUACGUGGCGCUGUCUCUGAUCUCGGUGCUGUCUUUCUUCUAUGGCCUCUUGAACAGCAAGUCGGGGUACAUUAAGCGCGACGACAAAGGCAACCUUUCCCUCUUUUCUACCCCCACAACAAGACGGCGGUUGAUCAACACGGCGAUCCUGUUGGUUCUAGUUGCGACCGCCAUUCCGUACCAGUUUGCCUACAUGGUGGCAUGUAUCGUGCAGCUGGCUACGUGUGUGCGGGCACAGUGGCAUGCGAGAGAAACGAAAUCCACGACCCAUUUCAAUUUUGCCAAUUUCACGUAUUCGAUCUUCCUCCUGAUGCUGUGGAUCCUCCCCAUCAACAUCCUUGUCCUGCUCGUAUGGGCCCACAACCUGGUUGUGCACUGGUUCAUGCCCUUUUCGUCGCAUCACAACGUGCUGUCGAUCAUGCCGUUUCUCCUGCUCGUCGAGGCCAUGACUACAGGGACUAUGAUCCCUCGCGUUAACACACGACUCAAAACGGUCACCUCCCUCCUUCUCUUCGCCCUUGCCAUUUACUCGGCCGUGUACGGCGUGUCGUACGGCUAUCUGCUCCAUCACCUUACUAAUAUCUUCGCCGCGUGGCUGGUGGGAAUCUACCUGUUCAGCAGCGGCUUCUCGCUCCGGCGCCUGUGGCGGGUCCUGGAGGGCGACGACGCGACGUCGACGCAGGAGCCCGGACGCCACGUGAAGAAAAAGCCAUAAUCCCGGCCAUACAUAUACGCUAUUCUUCUAUAUUCUUGUCUUCUCUGUUGCAUUUUGCCGGGUACCGGACCACGAUUAUACGGCGUUCUUGCUUGGGAGCGGUGUUUUGCUUAUGUGCCGACCAUGGUCGGUUGUACAGGAUUGUUUAUGCUCAUACGAAUGUUGAUCGGCCAGUCAUGCUGGGCUCAGCAUGGCGUGGCCGGAUUGUACUGGCUAUCCGUUGUUGAUACGUUGUCUGUAUAUACGGUUGGAUCUGGAAAUAGACUUGGCCGGUAAUAUCAUGUAUG
This is a messenger RNA of Aspergillus sclerotioniger CBS 115572, 4170 nucleotides long. RefSeq names its product GPI inositol-deacylase. Gene Ontology annotation, biological process: endoplasmic reticulum to Golgi vesicle-mediated transport; GPI anchor metabolic process. Gene Ontology annotation, cellular component: endoplasmic reticulum. The record is from RefSeq and is a predicted model, not a curated record. The transcript is spliced from 6 exons. Gene Ontology annotation, molecular function: phosphatidylinositol deacylase activity. The coding region runs from base 467 to 3883 and encodes 1138 amino acids. NCBI's taxonomy places the organism in Eukaryota, Fungi, Ascomycota, Eurotiomycetes, Eurotiales, Aspergillaceae.